Messenger RNA from Cucurbita pepo subsp. pepo (vegetable marrow), 617 nucleotides. RefSeq names its product auxin-responsive protein SAUR19. Gene Ontology annotation, biological process: response to auxin. The record is from RefSeq and is a predicted model, not a curated record. NCBI's taxonomy places the organism in Eukaryota, Viridiplantae, Streptophyta, Magnoliopsida, Cucurbitales, Cucurbitaceae.
UUCCUCGUAAGAAAUUAAUUGCGGAAUGGAUCCAAAUUCGAAGAAGUCGAACAAAAUCAGAGACAUCGUAAGGCUUCACCAGAUCCUGAAGAAAUGGCGGAAGUUAGCGGACUCAUCGAAAACGGCGAACAAAGCCUCCGGCACGGCGGCGGGAUCGGGAGGCAAGAGCAUAAAGUUUCUGAAACGAACGCUUUCCUCUGGCGGUGAAAUCUCCGGCGGCGCCGUGCCGAAAGGCUAUUUGGCGGUGAGUGUAGGAGAGGAGCAAAAGCGAUUUGUUAUACCGACGCAGUAUUUAGGGCAUCCGGCGUUCGAGAUUCUGUUGAGAGAGGCGGAGGAGGAGUUCGGGUUUCAACAAACGGGGGUUUUGAGGCUUCCGUGUGAAGUAACGGUGUUUGAAAAUGUGGUGAAAUUGGUGGAGGAGAAGAAGAACGGGGAUUUGUUAGGCGGAGAGGAGGUGUUGAGUUUCUGUUCCUUGGAAACGCUGCACAUUACGACGUCGCAUCGUCCGCAGAGUCCAAUGUGCAGAUAAAUAGAGUUGUAGGACAAAAAGGGAAAAAUUAGAAAUCUUUUUCUUUUUCUCUCCUUUGAUUCCUCCUUUAUUGGUUUUUUUUUGGAUG